AUGAUUACAGGUGGAAACCUACAAGACAGUAAAGAUGCACUGCAUUUGGCACAAACAAAUGGUAUCUUCAUAUUACUUUUACCAAAAAAAAUAGGAAUUAAGUAAUUUUGAAGAAGUCUUUCUGAAAACUGCCUCAGAUCUGUUUUUCAGUACCGUUGGAUGUCAUCCUACAAGAUGUGGUGAAUUUGAAAAGAAUAACCCUGAUCUUUACUUAAAGGAGUUGCUAAAUCUUGCCGAAAGCAAUAAAGGGAAAGUUGUGGCAAUAGGAGAAUGUGGACUUGAUUUUGACCGACUACAGUUUUGUCCCAAAGAUACUCAACUCAAAUAUUUUGAAAAACAGUUUGAACUGUCAGAACAAACAAAAUUACCAAUGUUUCUUCACUGCCGAAACUCACAUGCUGAAUUUUUGGACAUAAUGAAAAGAAAUAGAGAUCGAUGUGUAGGGGGAGUGGUGCAUUCAUUUGAUGGUACUAAGGAAGCAGCAGCUGCUUUGAUUGACUUGGACCUUUAUAUAGGAUUUAAUGGUUGCUCACUGAAAACUGAAGCUAAUUUGGAAGUUUUGAAGUCAAUUCCUAGUGAAAAAUUAAUGAUCGAGACAGAUGCACCGUGGUGCGGAGUCAAAAGUACACAUGCUGGAUCAAAAUACAUAAAAACUGCAUUUCCUACCAAAAAGAAGUGGGAAAGUGGGCACUGCUUAAAAGACAGAAAUGAACCCUGCCAUAUAAUUCAAAUAUUGGAGAUAAUGUCAGCAGUGAGAGAUGAGGAUCCACUGGAAUUAGCGAAUACACUAUAUAACAAUACUAUUAAAGUAUUUUUUCCUGGAAUAUAAUCGGCAUAUGUCUUCCACUUUCCAUCAUGUAUGCAAAAUUUCAUAGUAAAACUUACUGAUAGUUUCAAUAAAGAAAUUACCUGGAAGUUGUCUAAAGAAAUACCAUGUAUCAGUAAACACCAUUCCCCACCAUUCCCCUUCUUUUUCUCAUAAAAUCAAAUCAGGAUGUUUUUAUAUCAUUGAAUACCUUAUUUAUUGUUUAAAACAAUAAACAAUAAUACCUUAUUGUUUAAAACAAUAAAAACUUUUGUAAUAUCUUCAAAACAAUGAAAAGAUAAUUUUAUGACAAUACUGUAGACACAGAAUGGCUAACAAACCAAUUUUACAUUAAAAAAAAUAGCACAUUCUGAUUUACAUCAAAGUUUAGCCGAUAGUUUAUUUCUCAGCCCUCAGUCUGUGAAUCAUGACUUUCAGACUCAGCUCAAUUACACUGCUACUCAACUUUCAGAAAAGUUCUUCAGUUGCUUCUGGCAAGCUCAUUUUUUCUUUAGUUUUGAAAUACUCUCUCAUGUCCUUUAUCCUCUGGUCAAAUUAUUUUAUUUAUUUCCUUGACUUUAAUGCGGUUUCCUGAUUUGUAUUUUUCAUUCUCCCACCCAUUCUAAAGAAAAACUGAGGUCCAAAGUUAGAUACACUAUAUAAUCUCAUUAAGAAUCUUUGGCACAGUUGACGCACCACAUGCAUUACAUCUAUUAAAAAGCUAUUUGUUCAAAUUUUGUCAUAAAAAUGUGAAAACAUUUUAUUCUAUGUACAAUAAUGUACACAAAUUUAAACAGGUCACCAAAGAGACCAGAAGUAAUUAAAGAGGUAUAUUUACAGUAGCACAUCACAGUAAACGGAAAACCAUUCACAGAUUCAACAUUGAUACUGUUUUUGUGCUUGGUUACACACUGAAGGUGAAGGAUAUUACUCCAUUUUGGAUGAACUGAAUUUUAAACAAAUGCCUCAAUGAUUAAUAAAUGCUAUUUUAAUCAGUCA
Sapajus apella (tufted capuchin) is the source of this 1804-nucleotide messenger RNA. It is a transcript of the gene TATDN1, whose product is annotated as TatD DNase domain containing 1. The record is from RefSeq and is a predicted model, not a curated record. The transcript has 9 exons. Bases 371 to 829 code for a protein of 152 amino acids. NCBI's taxonomy places the organism in Eukaryota, Metazoa, Chordata, Mammalia, Primates, Cebidae. Gene Ontology annotation, cellular component: cytosol. Gene Ontology annotation, molecular function: 3'-5'-DNA exonuclease activity.